UGCCGAGUCACUCCCUUGAGUUGGUUUCGUGAUAAAGAUCUGUCUAGUCACUGCGGAGAAGUACUCUUCGAAAGCUUAUCAUAGCCAAGACUGUUUGUCUUGGUUUAAAAACCGUGGAGUCUACCUGUGGUGAUACUAGUGUGCACAGUAAAGCCUGUCACCUCACAUCACAUCUGGAGAACCCACAGACUCCAAAUUUACUCCAGUACGUGCGAGUAAACAGCAGCAGUCAUGGUGAAAGCACGGAGAUUCGUCCUGGCUAAGCAUUUUGUCGGUGAGCCGAAGGAGGAUGACUUCGAGCUUGUGGAAGAGGAGCUACCAGAUUUGAAAGACGGCGAGAUACGGGUCGAAGCGGUAGCGCUCAGCGUGGACCCAUAUAUGAGGCCGUAUUCCGUGAACCAUCCCGUCGGAACGACGAUGUUUGGAUCGCAGGUUGCGAGGAUAGUGGAGAGUCGGAGCGAGGCGUACCCCGUCGGGAAGCUGGUGGUGGGGCAGUUCGGCUGGCGGGAGAGGGCAGUCGUCGACGUGGGGAAGCAGGACUUGACGGGCCUGCCCAAGCCCUACAUCGUCCCGGACUUCAAAGGCCUGUCCAAGUCCCUGGCCUUGGGCGUCCUGGGCAUGACGGGCAACACCGCCUAUUUCGGUUUCCUGGAGCUCUGCAAGCCCAAGGCCGGGGAAACUGUGGCUGUGACGGGCGCGGCCGGUGCAGUUGGCAGCACUGUGGGGCAGAUAGCGAAGAUCAAAGGCUGCAAAGUAAUAGGGUUCGCCGGGAGCGACGACAAAGUCAAGUGGCUGACGUCAGAACUGGGCUUCGACCAUGCGUUCAACUACAAGACCACGGACAUAGAUGAAGCCCUCAAGAAAGCCGCCCCCAACGGCAUAGACUGUUACUUUGAUAACGUUGGAGGCAAACUCAGCAGUACGAUAAUCAAACAGAUGAACAAUUUUGGAAGGAUUUCGGUCUGCGGUUCAGUUGCAUCUUAUAACGAAGAUCCUUCGAAUUUGCCUGAAGCUCCGAUCAUCCAACGGGCAAUUGUCGGGAAACAACUCAAGAUGGAAGGUUUCCUUGUCAAACGCUGGUCGAAUCGGUGGCUCGAGGGAAUCAACCAGCUGCUGCAAUGGAUCGUCGAGGGCAAACUUAAGUACAACGAAACGGUCACCAGAGGCUUCGAGAAUAUGCCGACAGCUUUUAUCGAGAUGCUGCAGGGAAAGAAUGUUGGCAAGGCGGUGGUGAAAGUAUGAUUGUGAGAGUCAUAUUAACAGCAGAUGUGUUGGCUCAGCAGGAAUGUGAAAACUGAAGAAUUUUGUUACUGUUGAGUCACAGAUACAAAAAGAGAAAAUAUAUUUUUUUUUUUCAACAUU
Molecule: messenger RNA, 1362 nt
Organism: Bacillus rossius redtenbacheri
Lineage: Eukaryota; Metazoa; Arthropoda; Insecta; Phasmatodea; Bacillidae
Product: prostaglandin reductase 1-like
Exons: 10
Coding region: 232-1242 (336 amino acids)
Biological process (GO): prostaglandin metabolic process
Cellular component (GO): cytoplasm
Molecular function (GO): 2-alkenal reductase [NAD(P)H] activity; 15-oxoprostaglandin 13-reductase [NAD(P)+] activity
Source: RefSeq, a predicted model, not a curated record